GUUGAGGAUUGCGUCCGGCCAGCCGAGACCUGGCGCAAGUGCUCUGAUCCCUGCCUCUUCGAGCUCGGCUCCUGUCCACCGGCCGGUCGGCCAGUCUCGUCCGGGUCCAGCUCGAGCCUCGCGGAUGGGCGAACGGACCGUCGGGACGGGUCAACUGGGCGCUCGAGCUUGCGCACCCAACAACGCGCCGCCUUCCGCCCUCGCGUCGGCUCCGCUGCCAGGCACCGGCUGAUGGCUCGAACGGUCGUCCUGGCCGAGGUUGGCAUUCUCGAGAGGAGCCAUCGGCUGCUCGACGACCUCGCGGACCUGAAAUUCAUCCCGCUUUCAAGACCGGACGGUACGCCGUUUCGUUCGACUUGAUCGCACCAAUUCACAACGUACAUAUUCCAAAUGUGUGUAUUUGUGUGUGUUUGUGUGCGUGUGUGUGCCAAGUCAAUGGUGCCAGGCUGAGACUAGUCAUGACAACAAUGACAGAGAAUAUUCGUAUUAAAGUAGGGUUUCGAGACUACCAGUAA
Messenger RNA from Protopolystoma xenopodis, 515 nucleotides. NCBI's taxonomy places the organism in Eukaryota, Metazoa, Platyhelminthes, Monogenea, Polystomatidea, Polystomatidae. The record is from the annotation of a GenBank genome assembly.